AUGGAGGACCGCAAAAAGUUCAAUUUGAAGUUGUCAUCUUUGUCUUUGCGACGGAAAAGCAAGUCAAAUGGCAACGACAGCGAGCUUGUCAACAUUUUGCCAUCCUACCAAAUGUACCGUUCAACUAUAUCUAAGCAAUUGAUCCCAAGCAGAGAAGAUCUCCGGACUCAGCCUCCUAGUUAUGAACUUUCACCUAUUUCAUCUGCCCUGUCAUACAACGAGUAUGGUGGUUUCGACGGCAUCCCAAGCACCUAUUCUUUGCCCACCUCGCCAGUACGAGAGCUAUUCGCAAACCCUUUAGAUCUUGAAGGAGAGUCCAACGAAACAAUUUUGGAAAAUGCACACAAGUUAAAAAGAAUAUCUGCCUCCAAUAAAGAAAUAUCGAAGGCUCUUCAUAUUCAUAUCUUUAUGACUGAAACCGUUGGCAAAGUUGGAGUCAAACCGAAGAUUAUAGAUCCAUUAUCGAUUGAGAUAAAGCAGGGAGACUAUUUGUAUGGGUUUGUGUUAGUUACUAACAAGACAAAAUAUGACGUGCCGUUCGAUAUGUUUUCUACCGUCUUAGAAGGAUGUGCUACAUUUGGAAGUAAUGGUAACUUGCAAAGCUCUGUAGUCCGCCCUCCUACUACAGUGGUCCGGUUUCUUACCAUGUUUGAUUUCAAUGCGUCCUGGAAUGAUGCAGCCCUAGAUAGACUUGUUUCCGACAAUAAUAACCCCAUGGUGCCCACUAUUAUUAUAGACCCUAUAGAUGGAACUCACGUCCAGCUCGACCCAAGAAAGAUACUCGAACCCAAUAUUACCUAUAAGAAGUUCUUUGCAUUCAAAGUGCCAGAAAAGUUACUAGAUGUCACAUGUGAACAUGGAUUUGUUAAGCAUCUCCAGAUUCCUCCCACUUUAGGAAUAUCCAAGAACGAAGUCAUCACAUCAUUGCGUCAGAAAUAUAAAGAAUCAGAUUUGGAACUGUCUUUGUCGGAGGAAGACGCUCACCGAGGGAAAUGUUACGCUUCCUUGACUAACGACAUGUUCUUUUCAAGUGCCUCUAUUGAUUUUAGUGUUAGUGCAAGAAUUAUUGGACGUGCUUCGGACUAUGAAUCAAUUUUUGUAAAAUCUUUAGGAAAACAAGGUGAUGAUGAGUACGUGGUUGCAAACGAAGACUAUUGCUAUCUACGUGUUAUUCCAGUGACUACAAACUCUUUUGAGUUGAACAGAUCAAUGAUAAAUGAAGAAGCAAAACUACUUUCUGCUAGCAUGGAGCAAAAUAUCAAGGAGAAGAUUUCAUUGGCCCGCGAAUUAUCCGCAAUUCCAGUAGAUGAAAGAAGCAAUACUACUUCACCAGAUAACCAACUACAUCCAACAGAUAGUGCAGCAGAUGUUGCUAAGAUGCAACAAUCGUACUAUUCUAAGGUUCGAGCUCGUCACGUACAUAGAAGUAGAGAUGAUUUGUAUGAGGUUCUUUUCCCAUUUAAGAGGAGAAAUGUCUUUGGCACAUCCAAGGUGUUGGGCAUGUGCGGGUUAACAACGCCAAAGUCAGAAUAUCAUGUGGACUAUCAUCCUUUGCCGCGAUACCUUCGUGGCAAGGCUCCACCUACUACAACCGUUUCAAUUCCCAUGGAACUAACGUUUUUACCUGCCGAAAACGGCAGCCGCGACUUGCCUGGAUUCAAAAGAAUAUCAGUUGAGUUGAUUGCAUUAACUGUGAAAUCAAAAAAAUUGCCAAUACCACUUGUGAUUCACCCGGAAAUGAUGUUUGAGAAUAAAGGAAAAUCUGUUGACAACUUUGAUACUGUAACAUUGAGGACAUACCAAAAGUAUGCCUUAGAGUUAUCCAAGUUGAUUAAGGACGUUGGUGUAGAGUCCUUAAAUCUUGAGAAGCAGAUGCUUCGGGACUUGAAAUGUAUGGCUAACCUCUCGACAAAAUAUGAUCAUUUUAAGAUUGACAAGAUGAAACUCCAAUCUGAUGUUUCUUCUACUCCUGUGCAAUUGCUUAGUUCAAUUCCUUGGGAACAGGAAGCUGUGGCAGGUGCUGGAUCAACUGCCCCUCACGACGAAGUUAAGUUCACCAAGAAAUUCAAUAUUAAUAUCGACCUUAGUUCAGCUAUUCAUUUGCCUUCCAUGUCCAGUGAUUUUUGUCUUGUUCCAGAUUUCCAAACAUGUUACGUUGCCAGGCUAUACUAUUUAAAUAUAGGUUUGAGAACACCAAACGGAGAGAAAUUUCAUGUGAAGGUUCCCCUAAUUCUCCAACGUCAAAAACAAGUAUGA
Messenger RNA from Scheffersomyces stipitis CBS 6054, 2256 nucleotides. RefSeq lists its product as uncharacterized. Gene Ontology annotation, cellular component: ubiquitin ligase complex. Gene Ontology annotation, biological process: protein monoubiquitination; protein polyubiquitination. Gene Ontology annotation, molecular function: ubiquitin-ubiquitin ligase activity. Bases 1 to 2256 code for a protein of 751 amino acids. The record is from RefSeq and is a predicted model, not a curated record. NCBI's taxonomy places the organism in Eukaryota, Fungi, Ascomycota, Pichiomycetes, Serinales, Debaryomycetaceae. The transcript has 2 exons.